Messenger RNA from Coffea eugenioides, 438 nucleotides. RefSeq lists its product as uncharacterized. The transcript has a single exon. Gene Ontology annotation, molecular function: nucleic acid binding. Lineage: Eukaryota; Viridiplantae; Streptophyta; Magnoliopsida; Gentianales; Rubiaceae. Bases 1 to 438 code for a protein of 145 amino acids. The record is from RefSeq and is a predicted model, not a curated record.
AUGGAGGCCGCGAAUAAGAACUUGAAGAGGAUAAUCCGUAAAAUGACCGAAAGACACCUUGAUUGGCACGAGAAGCUCCCCUAUGCAUUAAUGGCAUAUAGAACUGCUAUUCGGACUUCUACUGGGGCAACGCCUUACAAUUUCGUGUACCAAAUGGAAGCGAUUUUGCCAGCCGAGGUCGAAAUUCCUUCUUUGCGCAUCCUAAUGGAGGCCAAACUGGAUGAGGCUGAUUGGAUUAAACAACGUCAUGAGCAGUUGUCUUUAAUCGACGAGAAGAGGUUAAAUGCCAUUUGUCAUGGUCAGUGCUAUCAAAAGAGAAUGGCCAGUGCUUACAACAAGAAGGUCAAAGUGCGGCUGUUCAAAGAAGGAGACAAAGUAUUGAAACGGAUUUUACCAGUACAAGAGGAGACUAAAGGCAAGUUUGCACCAAAUUGGUAA